Molecule: messenger RNA, 1863 nt
Organism: Ilyonectria robusta
Lineage: Eukaryota; Fungi; Ascomycota; Sordariomycetes; Hypocreales; Nectriaceae
Exons: 2
Coding region: 1-1863 (620 amino acids)
Molecular function (GO): NADP binding; N,N-dimethylaniline monooxygenase activity; flavin adenine dinucleotide binding
Source: RefSeq, a predicted model, not a curated record
AUGACAAUCCGGACCGCGAGCCAGAAUGGCACGCUCGGCGUUAAAACUGCCGAGAAAGAGAGCCCGUCGCACGAGUCAGGGACUAGUCUCCCGGCACAGACCCAAAACGGCCUACCGGUCCUGAAUGGUGCCAAGGGCCAUGCCACUUCGCCAUACGACAACCCUCGCCUCACCCUGGUGGAUAGAUAUGUUGAUGAACCUCGAUCCUUGAGGGUCGCUGUUAUUGGGGGUGGUCUCGCCGGUAUCCUGGCAGGCGUCUUGCUGCCUAAAAAGGUGCCAGGGAUUAAACUCACAAUUUACGAGAAGAACGCGGACCUUGCCGGCACAUGGUUUGAGAAUGUUUAUCCCGGAGUCCGUUGUGAUAUCCCCUCGCAUGUGUAUCAAAGCACGUUUGAUGCCAAAACAGACUGGUCCGACCAGUUUGCUCCAGGACAUGAGAUUCGGGACUACUGGCAGGGCAUCGCACGGAAAUACGAUGUUUAUCAGUAUGCAAAGCUCAAUCACCAAGUCGAAGAGACGACGUGGGACAGCGAAGAGGGUGUGUGGGUGACGACGGUAAAGAACGUCGAGACAGGCGAGGUCACCGUGGAUAAGGCUGAGUUUGUCUUGUCCUCAAUCGGAAGAUUCAACGCGUGGAAACUCCCCGACUACCCCGGCAUAUCCGACUACAAGGGACUCCUCCGACACGCCUCCAAUUGGGAUCCGUCCUUUGAGCACAAAGACAAAAAAGUGGCCGUCAUCGGAAAUGGCGCCAGCGGAAUCCAGGUCGUUGCCAAUUUGCAAAAGUCGGUGGCGAGAUUGGAUCACUAUGCCCGAAACAAGACCUGGAUUGCCGCAUCGUGGGCGGGAGAUGAGCGGACAUUUGGGCCUCAGCUGUACUCUGAGGAGCAAAAGAAGAAGUUUGAGGCUGAUCCACAGGCCUAUCUAGCGUUCAGGAAGAACCUUGAGGACAGCUACUGGCGUCGCUUUGGAUCAUUCUUCCGAAAUACUGAGGAUAAUCAAGAGCUUCGCAACAAAUUCAUCGAGAUCAUGAAGGAGAGGCUGGUCAAAAAGCCUGAACUGCUGGAACACAUCAUCCCGGACUUCUCGCCGAACUGUCGUCGCCUUACGCCUGGACCGGGAUAUCUCGAAGCAAUCUCGGAACCCAACGUCGAGUACAUCAGGACGCACAUCAAGAGAUUUACAGAGACUGGUAUUGAGACCGAAGACGGCGUGCAGCGGGACGUUGAUGCUGUAAUUUGCGCCACGGGAGCGAACGUCGAUAUGGUCCCGCGAUUUCCCAUCCGCGCUCAUGGACAAGACCUCCAAAGCGUCUGGAAGCAAGACGGCGAACACGGCUUCCCAUACACAUACUUGGGCUUGGCAACGCCUGGAUUCCCCAACUUUCUCUUCGUCCAUGGUCCCCAGGCGACGGGCCCGUCAGGCACCGUGCCGCAGAGCGUCGAGACCCAGCUGACCUACUACGCGAAAUUGCUGCGUAAGGCGUCGCGGGAAGGCAUCAAAUCUAUUACUCCAAAGCAAAAAGCCGCUGAUGACUUCACCGAGUUUUCGGAUGCCUUCUUCGCGAAGACGGUUCUCACGGACAACUGCAGUUCCUGGUACAAUGGCGGCCGACCGGGUGCGCGGAUCCAUGGACUGUGGCCCGGCAGUGCAGCGCAUCUCACGGUGAUUCGUCGGGAUCCCAGAUGGGAAGAUUGGGAGUAUGAGCACCUCUCGGACUCAGGGAACAGGUUCGCGUGGUACUUCGGCAAUGGCUGGACUAGGCUGGAAACUGAGCCAGAAUCGGACAUGACUCCGUAUCUGAAACUCCCCGAGGAGGUAGAUCUUAGAGACUUGCACGAGAAUUGGUGGGUAGUACCGUAG